Messenger RNA from Asterias rubens (European starfish), 1505 nucleotides. RefSeq names its product plectin-like. NCBI's taxonomy places the organism in Eukaryota, Metazoa, Echinodermata, Asteroidea, Forcipulatida, Asteriidae. The coding region runs from base 148 to 1362 and encodes 404 amino acids. The record is from RefSeq and is a predicted model, not a curated record. The transcript is spliced from 10 exons.
ACAGCCGCACAAUCGAUCAGUCAUUCAAGAAGUAUCAUUCACAGAACAUUGUAAUCAAUAGCAUUAUUCAAUAACAAUUCUACCUCAAUCAAUGGACUGAUCAUUAGAGAGUAGGGCUAGGAUAGGGCCUAGACUAUUUUGGUGAAAAUGGCGACCAGUGAUGUGGAAGAUCUUUACAAACGACUGCAGACAUUUCAACUGCAGUUGAAGGUGAUCCUAGAUAGAAAUGAAGGUGUCCUUCAGCAUCUUGAACACAUUGAGGUUGCAGUAAACUCCAUUGACAAUUCUGGAUUGGACCAAGCCCUGUUUACACAAAGUCUACAGAUGUGCCAAGACUCGAGCAAACAGGUCCAUGAGAUUGCAGAGAGUCAAUGUGCAGUUCUGGAGGAGCAGAUUAAGGAGUUAGUCCGUCACAGUGACGACGACAAGUACGCCGGACUAAACAGGGUGUCUGAUACCACUAUGUCCUCGGUGCGUCAGCAGUUAAUCACGCAGCUGGACUUCAAUGUAGAGCUGCAGAAGGACAAGGCAGAGCUGGAAGCCAGACUAGCCGAGCAGCUGGCCCGGACGUCUGAGAUUGAUCAAACCAAUCAAGAGCUACAUAGCGACGUGGAAGAGUCGCAGAAGAAAAUGAGAAGCGUACUGGAUAGAUUGGACAAAACUGCUAAAGAUGCUGAAGACAGAUUGGACAGUCUCGAGACAGAAACAAAGAAAGCUCAGAAGACAUCAGAGGAAUUUCAGAAACUGUACGAGACCGAAAAGGCCAAAAAUGAAGAUAAUGAGAAGAGCAGAACUGACAUUAAUUCAAACACAUUAACAAGGAGGAGGAAAAAGAGUGCAAAGUCAACCCGGGAAUUGACUCCUAUGUCCCUUCAGACCCGUAAUUCACCAACACAGCCCUAUCUCUUCCAGGCGCCGAUGUCCAUGGCUAAAGCAGCCGGCCAAAUGCGACCACAAAACAUGGAUCCCAAGUACUUGUGUCUUGUGGAUGAGAACAAAGAUCUUCACAGCGAGGUGAGGAGAUUGCGAGAUGAGAACACCACUCUGAUGAGGAGCAGUAAAGAUUCCAAGAGGGACGUAGAGAACAUCCAGCGUUACAUUGCAACAUGUUCAACACAGCGUAAUGAGCUUCAAAUCAGGCUAAAGCGGGAGCAGGAAGAGCAUCGCAAGGUUGUGGCGUCGAUGAACAAACAAGCAGCUGUGUGGAUCUCAGAGAAGAAGAGUAUACGUGGAAUGGAGACAACAAGUAGAACAGCCAAGAUACAAGCAGAGCCAGUAUUUGGAGGUGCGCGAAGGUUAAAGGCCCACCCCGUCAAAUUGAAUGAAGACCGACCAAGAGAUAUUCCUGUGGCGUCAUGGUGACGAAGAGGACGAUGAUUUUAGCAAACAGGGUAAGGUCAGAGGUGCCUUAUACCUUCAUAUAGUUAUAUAUACCUUCAUCAUGGUGCGGCCAUCUUGAUUUGCUCCCAUUCAAAUCAAUGUAAGGCCGUAUCCGAAACGACGAC